CUCUUUUCAUCCUUCUUUUUAUUUGAAAGUGCAUUAUUUGACAUAGUACUUCUUUCUUAUUUUGGAUUUGUGUAUCUAUAUAAAUAUAUCAAGAUGAUCAGUGGUUGGAUAUUAUUCGCAUACUUUUUAAGUGUACAAUGUCAACAGACUUCAAUAACAUACAACCAACCCACAAAUAAAGUGAUUACAGCGGGUAAAUAUCAUUGUAGCUUCAAAAACCCAUCAUGUUUAACUUCUACACUAUCAGAAGCGUGUGGUUUAAAUGGAAAUACAGAUACUAUUUGUUCGCCAAAACCAGAAGAUCUCUGGAAAAAUGGCACCUGGUAUCCCAUCACUUGGAACCCAAUGUAUCCUUCUUAUGUUGCAUCUCCUACAUUAGAUAUUUACAUUUAUUUUAUUCGAAAUUACCAAAACAUACUGGUGAAAAAGAUAACCAACAUCAAUACUUCAAAGGGAACUGUGCCUGUACUUGUGGACAAUUCAUGGCGACUCGAUUCUUCUGCUCACACUUAUAAUACCAUGAUUUAUAUUUUACCAAGUGAAUUGGAUCCAGAUAAGGAAUUGGAAAAUAGAUUUUCAUCGGAUUAUCCACCACCUGUUUACAACCGGGUAGAGCAAUUAGCUUUAGUGCCUAUCUUAGCAUCACUUUCUAUCACAAGCACAUCUCAAUCUUUAUCCUCUUUCACUACAACUGUUAGCUCUACAUUGUCCAAUUCGAGACCUAUAUCCAUAUCCACACCAUCACCUACAAGCUCAGAUAGUAAACAAACAUCAGACAGACAACAACAACAACAACAACAACAACAACAA
Gilbertella persicaria is the source of this 810-nucleotide messenger RNA. RefSeq lists its product as uncharacterized. Lineage: Eukaryota; Fungi; Mucoromycota; Mucoromycetes; Mucorales; Choanephoraceae. The record is from RefSeq and is a predicted model, not a curated record. The annotation marks the transcript as partial. The transcript is spliced from 4 exons.